Centruroides sculpturatus (bark scorpion) is the source of this 880-nucleotide messenger RNA. It is a transcript of the gene IFT43, whose product is annotated as intraflagellar transport protein 43 homolog. Gene Ontology annotation, biological process: intraciliary retrograde transport. The record is from RefSeq and is a predicted model, not a curated record. Bases 129 to 770 code for a protein of 213 amino acids. Gene Ontology annotation, cellular component: intraciliary transport particle A; cilium. Lineage: Eukaryota; Metazoa; Arthropoda; Arachnida; Scorpiones; Buthidae. The transcript is spliced from 9 exons.
ACGUAUUCUGUGGCGUCACACUUUACUUGUUCCUUUCUUGUUGCGUAGCAACAAUAGUAAACUCUUCGCCAUCUUGAUUUUCCGGACGAAUCGGGUAUUUUGUCCUUUCUUUUGCGUAAUUAAACAAAAUGGAGGACGACGAUCUGGGGCUCGACUUCGAUCUGGAUUCUCCGCCCAAAAAAGCUCCUCCAAGAUUGGGUCGACGUUCCGAAAAUACAAAUAAUCAGAGUCCUCUUCGUGCCUCGUCAUUUGAUUUAGAAAGUCCUCCAUCAGGAAAACUUUCACCAAAUAAAAGUGGACCACCCAAAGUUCCGCCUAGAUCAAGGAAAACGGGAGGUUGGGCUGAAGAUCCUCCGUCCAGUGCCAUGCGUUGGCUAAGAAGAAGUGCACGACCAAACACAAAUGCUAAUAAUACAAAACAAGAGACAAAAACCGAAAUAGAUGAUUCAGAUUCAGAAAUACCAGUCAUUCCGGAUUUAGACGAAGUAAAAGACGAAGAUUUUGUAUCUCAGAUUGCACAAGCGCCGAGUGUUGCAGUAAAUAGAGUGGCCACAUAUCAGGAACUAGAUAACGAUCUCUUAAAACACGCAGCAUUUAAUACUCUGGACGGAAUUGAUCUUAGGCUUUUAACCAAAUGUUUGUCACCAGAAAACGAUAUCAAAGAGGAAAUUGUCGCCUGCACGUGGGACAUCAUAUUUGCUGACAUAUCUUCUGAACUGACCAUAGAUUCCGAAGAGAAAACUGAAAAAGACGAUCUCGUGAUUGCUUAAAUUGUUGUUUUUAUUUAUAUUUUUGCACAAAAUAAAAUGUUAAUUCUUUAUUAUUACAUUAUAAAAUUGUUUGCAAUAAAAACUGAAUACAUUCCAACAGUUUAUUGGAA